Messenger RNA from Poecilia reticulata (guppy), 1595 nucleotides. NCBI's taxonomy places the organism in Eukaryota, Metazoa, Chordata, Actinopteri, Cyprinodontiformes, Poeciliidae. The record is from RefSeq and is a predicted model, not a curated record.
AAUGUUCAUGUUGCACUGAAGGAACAGGAGAGUAACCGCGAAAGAAUCAAACCAUGUUUACCGUCUUCUGGAUGACGUUGCUCUUCUUUUUGUGGGGUUCCACCAAAAACACAGUUGAAUCAGCCCUUGGAAAACCGGACUGUAACAGUGAAUACUGCAUUACUCUCAAUGACGGAGAAAUAACAGCCGAAGCUGGACUGUGUGUUGUGAUACCAUGUUUCUUCACCACUGCUUAUGAAUUUACACCAAAAAAUAUUGUCUGGUUUAAAUGUGAGCCAUUGAAAAGGAGAUGUGGUGAUUCUGAUAUAGUAUUUCACAUAAAUCGUAACAAGGUUCCAUCAGAAUUUCUAGGACGGGUUUUACUGUUGGAUCCUGAUGUGAGUCAGGGGAACUGCAGCAUCAUGAUCAAUGACCUCAGCACAUCUGAUUCUGGAUCAUAUCAGCUCAGAGUUAAUGGUUUUUACUAUGGAACGGCAGAUGGAGUAACGUUCCCUUCAAGAACAAUUCUCUCUGUUAAAGCUCUAAACCAGAGGCCCUCACUGAAGAUUUCUCCACUGACUGAGGGACAGCAGGCCACUCUGACCUGCACUGCUCCUGGUCUCUGCUCUGGGUCUCCUCCUAACAUCACCUGGAUGUGGAGAGGAAAAACAGAGGACUAUCACAUCACUGGAAGCACGCCUGCUUUAAAAACCGACAAUCUGACUGCUGUCACACAGAGACACAGCUCAACUCUGACCUUUAAACCUUCAGCUAAGCACCACAACACCAAUGUAACCUGUAAGGUCAGCUUCACAAGUGGCAUAACCAUAGAGGAGACUCUUUCUCUGAACAUAAGCUUGUUGGCAAAAAUCCUGAAAGGUUCUGGGUGUGUGCAACAUUCAGAGGUCUUAACCUGUGUAUGUAUCAGUGAGGGGUUUCCUUCACCCACCAUCACAUGGCCUCUACUAAAGGACCACACUGAGUACUCUGUCGUCCACAUAGUGUCAAACCACACUGUCAACAGCACCCUGUCUCUUAGAAACCCUGGCAACAUCAGUGUUGAAUGUUUUAGCAGCAAUGAAAAUUGGGAAGUCAAAAAAGACCUAAUGGUGCAUCGAGAGCUGUCAGAAGAAGCUGAUCAUGAGAAACAUUGUGUUUCUUUAAUUGGAGUUCUUCCCUGGGCCAUUGGUGGUGUUUCACUCUGUGUGCAUGUUUUCUGCAUAAUCUACAUUUGGCACCUUUGGAACACAAGAAAAAAAACAAAACUCACUGAAGAUCAAACUUAUGUGUCUCUGCAAAAACGUGAUACAUCAGCAGAGUAUGAUGUUAUUGUCCAACGACCAGGCUAACAUGUCUCCAAAGAUCGCUCUCACUUGGAUCUUACAUAAAGAAAAUUAUAUAUAUUUUUUUAAUCAAUUUUAGAAUUUUACAUGCAAUAGAAGAGUGAAUUUAUGUUUUCUAGAAAAUAAAACAAUAUUUGAUCCAUAAUUUCUAAAUACAAAGAAAUAGUAACUGUCUCUGGAUAAGAAUAAGAUAUAUCAUAUACUAUAACAAGAAUGAUGAAUUGCAAAGGUUUGUUUUUUCUGGAGUGCAGUUCUUCAUUAAAUAAAGAUGAA